Molecule: messenger RNA, 7563 nt
Organism: Aspergillus niger
Lineage: Eukaryota; Fungi; Ascomycota; Eurotiomycetes; Eurotiales; Aspergillaceae
Exons: 14
Coding region: 1-7563 (2520 amino acids)
Biological process (GO): secondary metabolite biosynthetic process; fatty acid biosynthetic process
Molecular function (GO): fatty acid synthase activity; oxidoreductase activity
Source: RefSeq, a predicted model, not a curated record
AUGCAUAUGCAAAUGCAGGCCCAUGUCCUUCAGAAUAUCCGUUGGGAUCUAGAAGUUCUCGCUGUUUGGGCUUCCAAGCCGAGAGUACAUUUGAGUCACAUGGCCAUAAACAAUGGAAGCGAGCACGUGGUGGAGGCCGUCGCGAUCCACAUCGAGGAUGUCGGGGAGCCACAUCAUUCCGAGCAACCUCCCACCACGCUAUGGAGUCAGAUCGACGAACAGCCAAGCGGCUCAUUACCUCUCAUUGCCAUUGUGGGCAUGGGGAUGAGAUUCCCUGGUAACAUCCGAACUGCUGAGGAAUUUUGGUCACUGCUGGUGGAGAAAAGGAGCGCCCUAGGCGAGAUCCCUCCAGGAAGGUACCUUGGAGACUCUUUCUAUCACCCAACCAGGCCCCAUGAAAUCAAAACUAAGCACGGAUACUUCUUGCAGGAAGAGUAUCUUGGCAAGGUUGAUAAAGACUUUGUCGGAAAACCAUCAGAAGCGGGAAGUUUAGAUCCUCAGCAAAGACUUCUGCUCGAGGUUGUGUGGGAGUGUAUGGAGAAUGCUGGCCAGUCGGACUGGAGAGGCCGCGAUAUCGGCUGUUUCGUAGGAAGUUUCGGAGAAGAUUGGCUCGAAAUCACCAGCAAAGACACUCAGUACAUAGACCGGUUUAGAGCUAUGGGGACGGGAGACUUUGCGUUUGCCAACCGAAUUUCAUUCGAGUUCGACCUAAAAGGUCCAAGUAUCACAUAUAAAACGGCAUGCUCUUCUUCCCUGGUUGCAUUACAUCAAGCUUGUCAAUCAAUAUACUCCGGCGACUGCUCUGCGGCCAUUGUUGGGGGGAGCAGUAUCAUAUUCUCCCCUACAAUGUCUGUAACAAUGUCCGAUAAUUUGGUCUUGGCUCCUGAUGGCAGAUGCAAGACUUUCGAUGCCUCAGCAGACGGGUACGGGCGCGGAGAAGGCAUCAAUGCCAUAUUCAUCAAGCCGUUGGAUGCUGCCAUACGGAACGGUGACCCCAUUAGGGCCAUUAUUCGCUCGACAGCAACCAAUAGUGAUGGAAGAACUCCGAAUAUCUCAACACCGGACCGGGAAAGCCAAGAGACCCUUAUCUGGCGAGCAUACAGCAGAGCGGGGAUCAGCGAUCCCUGUCAGACGGCAUUGUUCGAGUGCCAUGGAACCGGAACAACUAUAGGCGACGUGACAGAAACUCAGGCUGUUACUAGCGUUUUCGGAGAGAAGGGAAUAUUUAUUGGUGCGGUAAAACCAAAUGUUGGCCACAUGGAAGGCGCAUCUGGUUUGACCAGUGUGAUCAAAGCCGUUCUUUCCUUAGAACAUAGACAGAUUCCCCCGAAUAUAUAUUUUGAGACACCACACCCGGAGAUUCCAUUUGAGGUUGGCAAAUUAGAGGUACCGAUAGACACAUUACCAUGGCCGGAGGACAAAGAGGCGAGGGUGAGUGUAAACAGUUUUGGAAUCGGAGGAGCAAAUGCCCAUGUUAUAUUAGACGCCUUUCAACAGCACGACAUUAUUUCAGCCCCGCGAAAAUACUCACAUCAGAUCUUAGCCCUGUCUGCAUGGGGAGCGAAUGCCCUUAAUAAGAAAAUCGAACAACUUCAAUCGUACAUUGAGCAACACCCCCGUGCGUUGAGAAACGUUGCCUUCACAUUUAGUUCUAGGAGAGAUCAUUUAUCUCAUCGUGCUUUUGUGGUUACAGACGGCGAUGCAAUAAGUACCGAUGCGUUUCAAAGGGGGCAUUUACCUGAGCUGCAAGCAUCGGAGUUGAUCUUCGCCUUCACCGGUCAAGGUGCACAGUGGCCCGGAAUGGCUAGGAGCCUCAUUGAUGCAUAUUCCCAAUUCUCCAAUGAUUUGCAGAUAAUGGACGGUACCCUUAAAGGCCUUCCACUUCCGCCAAAGUGGCUCUUACAUAAUACCCUGAUGAACUGCGACCAGACUACAAUGGACCGUGCUGAGUGCUCUCAACCGCUAUGCACUGCCAUUCAGCUGGCUAUGAUCAAUCUUCUCGCGUCAUGCGGUAUACACCCAUCCAAAGUGAUUGGCCAUUCCAGCGGGGAAAUUGCUGCUGCAUAUGCAUCGGGGGCCAUCUCAAUGGAGACAGCUAUAAUCCUAGCAUACUAUCGUGGCCAGGUAUCUUCGCAAUGUGAGGGGAAAGGGGCUAUGAUGGCAGUGGGUAUGGGCCCAAAACAAGUCCGUUCUUACAUUACAGAUGGUAUCGUUGUCGCCUGCUAUAAUAGCCCCGAAAGUGUGACUUUAUCAGGAGACAGGGCAUCGCUGGAAGAGGUGGCAUCAAGAAUACGCAGCGACACACCGGAUACACUAAUUAAAAUGCUUCCUGUCCAAGUUGCCUAUCACUCUAGCCACAUGAUGUUCGCAGCAGCCCACUAUGAAGAACUAAUCCGACCUUACGUGACCUGCAGGCCGAAGUUGGCAGCUCAAAUGUUUUCGACCAUGACUGGCCAAGAAAUCCAGAAUACAAGCCAGCUGGAUGCAGCUUACUGGAGGGCGAACCUGGAAUCACCAGUCCAGUUCACUGCUGCCAUGAGUACAGCGUUGAAGUCGGUGUCUAAACUACCGCAGCCGCCUCUUGUCCUAGAGAUUGGGCCACACUCAGCACUUUCGGGGCCUAUCCGUCAGAUCUCCAAGGAUGUGGAAAUAUCGAACACAUACUGUCCAACCGUAGUCCGGGGGCAGGACUCCACUUCCACGUUUCUGCAAGCCGUGGGUCAGGCGUAUCUCCACGGCUCGCGGGUUCGUUUCGAGGCUGUCAACGGGCCUGGGACCUGCCUAAAAGACAUUCCACCUUAUCCCUGGCAAUACGACGAUUUAGGCUGGGCUGAAAGUCGGCCCCCUCGUCAAUGGCGAUUGCGCAAAUUUCCGCAUCAUGAAUUGCUCGGUUCACGUACCCUGGAAUCGGGUGACUUGGAGCCUUGUUGGAGAAACAUCCUUCGCCUCGAUGAAGUUCCAUGGAUCUGGGACCACAAUGUAAGCGGCCAAAUAGUGUUCCCUUGCGCUGGCUACAUAGCCAUGGUGGCCGAGGCAGCCAGACAAAUCACCGGUUCUGAUAAGAUCUUGUUGCGAAACAUACUGAUCAGAAAUGCCUUGCUUUUGGAGCCGAGUCUCGAAUACGAGCUUCUCACAAGCAUGCGACCAGUAACAGUUAAUGACCUAGUGGAGUCCUCAUGGUACGAGUUUACUGUUUGUUCAUAUGAUGGUAGCUCGUGGAAAAAGCACUGCUCUGGCCAAGUUAUGUCUGGCACGCCCAGCGACCCACCGCCGCUGUCAAGACCCCUUGUAUACCCAAGACCUCUCUCGUCGCCAUAUUUAUAUCGACAACUGAAGAAGGCGGGACUAAAAUAUGGGACAACCUUUCAAGGCCUGCGUGAUAUCACAGUUAGUCCUUCAACUUAUGAAGCCGCGGCGACUGUUGAGGACGAUCCACGCUUGCAUAGUGGCCGCUACCUAAUUCAUCCUACCGCCAUUGACCAGUGCUUGCAGUUACACUGUGUUGCGGCAUGUCGCGGUAUUGCACCGGGGGUCGGUGUAGUUGGUGUUCCCUCGUAUAUUGGUGCGGUGUACCUAACGCACAGCAGCGAGACCAUGUCAUUGGUGGUCAAUCCGACAUCCUCUGGACCUAUGUCUGGUAGGUUGGGAGGAGAUUCAUGUCUGAUACGCAGUGAUAGUAGCAUCGCUCUAUCCAUGUGGGACGCCCGUUUCUUUGCGCUAGAGAGUGAAGCAGCGAUCAUACGCGAAGAGCCGUUUCUCUGCUCCCACAUGAACUACGAACCCGAGAUCCGUCUCAACCUUACAAAAGGCUUGAUCAAGCGGGCAGGUGUGGAUACAGGAUUAGAAACAACAGCUAGGCUUGCCACUUUGGCAAUAUUAGAUUUUGAUGUUCUGGUCCGUGAUUCAACACCAACCGUGCCCCAUAUGACAAAAUAUCAGCAGUGGAUUCAGUCCGAGGCCCUUCGAAUAAGAACGGAAGACUAUCACAGCAUUGAAGAGGCACGAAAUUGGGCACGCAUGAGCCCUGGUGAACGCCUCAGUCUAUGGAAAGCACUACUUGACAAAGUUCCCGAUCACAGACUGUCUGGUUUUUUUGCAGAUGCGCGAUACUGCCUUGAAUCGGAGAUGGAGUCCCUAAUGGCGGGAAAGUCAUCGGCGGCACAGGUACUAGCUCCACGUGACUCAUGGAAAGACAUCUAUGCGUAUGCGGUGAAUAUUUUCGAUUGGGAUCGAUUUUUCCGGCUCGUCGCACAUUCCAGUCCUCAGCUACGAAUCCUUGAAAUUGGUGCUGGAACUGGAUCCGCCACGGUGGCUGCAUUGAGAGCUCUAGUCGAUGCCAGUGGAGAUCGAAGUUUCGCCAGAUAUGUUGUGACGGAUGUCACGCCUGGGUUUUUGAUACCCCUGCAGGAGAAGCAUGGAAAUCAAUUGGAAUAUGCCGUCCUUGACAUAUCGCUGUCGCCUGCAGACCAGGGUUUCGACGUUGGAGGCUUCGAUUUAGUUAUCGCAUCCAAUGUAAUACAUGCUACGCCAAGUUUGAACAAGACUCUCAUAAAUGUGAAGACACUACUGAGGCCUGGUGGCUGGUUCUUCCUUCAUGAGCUAUCUGCUGAUGUACCUUAUGUUGAUUGGGUUAUGGGUACCCUCCCCGGAUGGUGGUUAGGGGACUCAGACCAGCGUCUUGAUCGACCUUAUGUCAAGGUCGAUAGAUGGAACGACGAACUCACCAAAGCAGGCUUUCUUGAAAUGGAAGACUUUGUAGAUGACGAAGACUUUCCAUUCCAGUUGUCUGCCACCAUGAUAGCAAGGAGCGCGCCGUUAAAGCCGUCUCUUCCUGUCGUCAGCCUUCUGGGAACCCCGCAGACCCAACAGCACCCUUGGGUAGCAGUCAUUGAGAAGAAACUUGCCAAUCAAGGGUACACCGUUCGUUGGUGUGUACUCGGUGAUUUUGUUGAAGAAGGUGUUGUUAUUUCCCUCCUUGAUCUUGAUGGACCUUUUCUUUACGACUUGUCGGAAGAGUCUUUCUCGAGCUUUAGGAAUUAUCUCUCCGUUGCCCAGCGGACACUCUGGGUCACCCGGCUUUCCCAGAAGACGUGCUCGGAUCCUCGCUAUGGUCUUAUCCAGGGAUUUAGCCGUACCAUAAGAGCUGAGACAGGCAUUGACUUCAGAACCCUGGAGGUUGAUGACUUUAAUGAUACUACUGCGGGCCUUCUAGUCCGUGUGUUCAACGAGUUUCUCGAUGAGAAGGCCAAUCCCUCUGGCAGAGAUUAUGAAUACACCAUUGAAGACAGCAUUGUAUAUACAACAAGAUGCAAUUUCCUAUCAAAAGAGAAGCAGCUUGAAGUUGAAGGCAAUUGCGGACCCCUCCGCCUCCAUCCUGGAGUACGCGGUGUCCUAGAUACGCUCCAGUGGGUGGAAGAGGAACGGCAGAUGGAACUCAAGCCGGAUGAUAUCGAAGUGGAGAUGAAGUAUCUUAGCUUGAACUUCAAGGAUCUCAUGUUUGCCUUAGGCCUACUCGUGACUGAUCUGCCCCUGGGUAUAGAGGGGAGCGGUGUUGUCCGCAGAAUAGGAUCGGAAGUGGUUGAUUUGCACGCGGGAGACGCAGUGAUCGUAAUUCAGCAGGGCACAUUCAAGACUCGAUUAAUCACGCGGGAAACGAACUGUAUGCGCAUCCCAGGCGGUAUAUCUCUCGAACAGGCAUCUGCGAUGCCCUGUGUCUACGCAACGGCCAUUUACUCCCUGCUGACGAUAGGAAAUCUGAACAAAGGACAGACUGUUCUUGUCCAUUCAGCUUGUGGUGGUGUUGGGCUGGCAGCGAUCGACAUUUGCCGCAUGGUUGGUGCUGAGAUCUAUGCCACGGUCAGCAGCGAGGAAAAGAUUCAGUUCCUCAUGAAGAACUUCAAUCUUCCACGAGAUCGUAUCUUCGACUCUCGAAGCGUCUCAUUUCGCAGAGGUGUUCUAGCUGCAACAAACGAACGUGGUGUGGACCUUGUCCUGAACUCUCUGGCAGGAGAACUUUUGCACGCAUCUUGGGACUGCGUGGCGCCCAUGGGCAAAAUGAUCGAAAUUGGUAAACGUGACAUGCUAGAGCAUGGGAAGCUGGAGAUGGUGCACUUUGCUAACAACCGCUCCUUUUUUGGUGUUGACUUGAGUGAGAUGCUCGAUGACUACCCAGACCUUGUCCGGGGAGCAAUCAAUGAGAUGUUUACCUACUGCCAAGAAGGGCGACUUCAGGCGCAAUUAUUUCCACGAAUGUUCGAGGCAGAUGAUAUAGGAAGUGCAUUCCGACAUAUGCAGACUGGCCGGCACAUAGGUAAAAUUGUUGUGAAAAUGCCGGAGGUGCCUCACAGUCUCAAAUACAAACCGAUCGAGAAGAGAUACAUCUUCUCUCCUACAAGGUCGUACCUGCUCGUGGGUGGCUUCGGAGGAAUUGGUCGAGUGCUGGCGACAUGGAUGGUCACCAACGGCGCCAGACAUCUGGUUAUAAUGUCACGAUCAGCAGGACAAUCCGAGUCUGAUCAAGCCUAUGUCAAGGAGCUAGAGAGCCAGGGCUGCACAGUAGCUAUAGUCCAUGGCAGUGUUGAGGACGCAGAAAGUGUCGAGCAAGCAGUCUCUGCCAGCCUCCCAGGUCUCCAAACAACCCUGAAAAGCGUGCUGAAACUGCCCAACUUCGGCAAGGACGAACUCUUCGCGAACAUGUCAUACGCCCAAUGGCUGGCACCCCAAGGCCCGAAAAUCCGCGGUACAUGGAACCUGCACAACGCCUGUUCCGAGAAGCAGCUCGACUUCUUCGUCCUUUUCAGCUCCGUCGUAGGAACAUCCGGCAACCCAGGCCAAUCCAACUACGGCGCAGCGAACACCUUCGUCGACUCUUUCGUAACCUACCGACGAUCUCUAGGCCUUCCAGCAACCCGCGUCACACUCGGCGCCGUCGAAGAAGUAGGCAACUUCAGUCGCAACACUCGACUAGUCGAGCUCUUCCAAACGCAAUCACGCUUCUCCCUCUCCGAGAAAGAAGUCAUUGACGCAUUCCGUCUCGCCCUACCUCACACCAACACCACCACCGACCCGCCCUCCCUUAUCGCCUCCCCACUAGACAUAAUGGUCGGGGUAACGUCCUUCCUCAACCCGGACCAAAUGGAGAUAAACAACAGCAAAGCCUUAUUCGAGCAAGACGUGCGCUUCAACAUCCCCUCCCUGAUGCGAACCAGCAAAGCCGAAGCGCACAAUCAAGAAGCCGACGUUCUCCUCCGAUUAUUCGAAGCCAUCGCCAACGACCCAUCCUUCCUAAAUGACCCUAAAUGCGAGAGCACCAUUAUCUGCGAACUCGGGAAACGCGUCGGCAAUUUCUCGGCGCAGGCCGGGCUCGACGAGAAGCAGAUCGCUAGUUUCCCUAUCGACUCGCUCAUGGGGCUGGAAGUUAAGUAUUGGAUUCGGCGUAGUUUGGAUCUGGAGACGUCUGUUCUGGAGAUCUCACAGGCGAAGACUGUAGCUGGUGUGGCGGCUUUGGUUAUGAAGGGGCUACGGACGAAGUAUGGCAUUAGUGCUGAGGAUGGAACUGGCUAG